This is a messenger RNA of Anisakis simplex (herring worm), 246 nucleotides long. The record is from the annotation of a GenBank genome assembly. Lineage: Eukaryota; Metazoa; Nematoda; Chromadorea; Rhabditida; Anisakidae.
AUGGCAGAGAAUUGUAUCGAAGUUGCGCACAGCUGGAAAGCUGAUCAGUGGGAUUGGCCUUUACAACAUCACGACGGUGUUGUAAAGUUGACGAAUACGAACGAUAAAUUCGAAGUGACUCUCGAUGCAGCCUUCUUCACACCAAAUGAAAUUGAGGUGCAGCCACUGUCACGGUCAUCCUUAUUCCUACAAAUGUGUGCUGCAAAAAGAAUCACAAAAUUUAUGCAUGUUGUGUAUGAAUCGUGA